CAGCGGAGUGAAUCAGCUCGGUGGUGUAUUUGUCAACGGGCGGCCACUGCCGGACUCCACCCGGCAGAAGAUCGUAGAGCUAGCUCACAGCGGAGCCCGGCCUUGCGACAUUUCCCGAAUUCUGCAGGUGUCCAACGGAUGUGUGUCAUCAAUAAACAGAGUUCUCCGCAACCUGGCUAGCGAAAAGCAACAGAUGGGAGCAGACGGCAUGUAUGAUAAACUAAGGAUGUUGAACGGGCAGACCGGAAGCUGGGGCACCCGCCCUGGUUGGUAUCCUGGGACUUCAGUACCAGGGCAACCCACGCAAGAUGGCUGCCAGCAACAGGAAGGAGGGGGAGAGAACACUAACUCCAUCAGUUCGAACGGAGAAGACUCUGAUGAGGCUCAAAUGCGACUUCAGCUGAAGCGGAAGCUGCAAAGAAAUAGAACAUCUUUUACCCAAGAGCAGAUUGAGGCUCUGGAGAAAGAGUUUGAAAGGACCCAUUAUCCAGAUGUGUUUGCCCGGGAAAGACUAGCAGCCAAAAUAGAUCUACCUGAAGCAAGAAUACAGGUAUGGUUUUCUAAUCGAAGGGCCAAAUGGAGAAGAGAAGAAAAACUGAGGAACCAGAGACGACAGGCCAGCAACACCCCUAGUCACAUUCCUAUUAGCAGCAGUUUCAGUACGAGUGUCUACCAGCCAAUUCCACAGCCCACCACACCUGUUUCCUCCUUCACAUCAGGCUCCAUGUUGGGCCGGACAGACACCGCUCUUACCAACACGUACAGUGCUCUGCCACCUAUGCCCAGUUUCACCAUGGCAAACAACCUGCCUAUGCAACCCCCAGUCCCCAGCCAGACCUCCUCGUACUCCUGCAUGCUGCCCACCAGCCCUUCGGUGAAUGGGCGGAGCUAUGAUACCUACACCCCUCCACACAUGCAAACACACAUGAAUAGUCAGCCCAUGGGAACCUCGGGGACCACUUCAACAGGACUCAUUUCCCCUGGAGUGUCAGUUCCCGUCCAAGUUCCUGGAAGUGAACCCGACAUGUCUCAGUACUGGCCCCGAUUACAGUAAAGAGAGAGAGUGAUCGAGAGAGGAAAUUGUGUUCACUCAGUCAGUGAUUAAGUGGACACAACAGCUGCGUGUUCAUGAAAGAGAAAUGGCUGUUAGAAGCACUUCACUUUGCAACCGUGUCCUGUAUUGGAGCCCAGGAAUGGACUAGAAACAAGAACUUUGCAUACAGAAGGCACGGUAUCAGUUGGAACAAAUCUUCAUUUUGGUAUCCAAACUUUUAUUCAUUUUGCUGUAUUAUUUGUAAAUGGGCAUUUGUAUGUUAUAAUGAAGAAAACAACACAGGCUGGUGGAUCUUGGAUCUGUGUUGGCUUAUGUGGUUGUUUAACAGAAACCAUGAUGGACAAGAUUUGCCAUGGAUCUAAGAGUUUUAUCAAGAUAUAUCGAAUACUUCUACCCAUCUGUUCAUAGUUUAUGGACCGAUGUUCCAAGUUUGUAUCAUUCCUUUGCAUAUAAUUAAACAUGGAACAACACACACUAGAUAUAUGUAAGAAAUAUCUGUUGGUUUUCCAAAGGUUGUUAACAGAUGAAGUUUAUGUGCAAAAAAGGGUAAGAUAUAAAUUCAAGAAGUUGAUAGCUAAAAGGUAGAGUGUGUCUUCGAUAUAAUCCAAUUUGUUUUAUGUCAAAAUGUAAGUAUUUGUCUUCCCUAGAAAUCCUCAGAAUGAUUUCUAUAAUAAAGUUAAUUUCAUUUAUAUUUGACAAGAAUACUCUAUAGAUGUUUUAUACACAUUUUCAUGCAAUCAUUUGUUUCUUUCUUGGCCAGCAAAAGUUAAUUGUUCUUAGAUAUAGCUGUAUUACUGUUCACAGUCCAAUCAUUUUGUGCAUCUAGAAUUCAUUCCUAAUCAAUUAAAAGUGCUUGCAAGAGUUUUCAACCUAAGUGUUUUGCAGUUGUUCACAAAUACAUAGCAAAAUUCACCAUUGUUGAUUGUAAAAGCCAUGCCAAAGCCUUUGUAUUUUCUUUAUUACACUAUUUUCUUUUUAACC
Acomys russatus (golden spiny mouse) is the source of this 2035-nucleotide messenger RNA. RefSeq names its product paired box 6 (gene Pax6). NCBI's taxonomy places the organism in Eukaryota, Metazoa, Chordata, Mammalia, Rodentia, Muridae. Gene Ontology annotation, molecular function: RNA polymerase II cis-regulatory region sequence-specific DNA binding; DNA-binding transcription factor activity, RNA polymerase II-specific. The transcript is spliced from 9 exons. The record is from RefSeq and is a predicted model, not a curated record. The coding region runs from base 194 to 1054 and encodes 286 amino acids. Gene Ontology annotation, biological process: anatomical structure development; regulation of transcription by RNA polymerase II.